CGCAAGCGUGCUUGCUGUAUGCACACGUUCCAAAGCCAUUCCUUGCUAAAAUAAAAAAAAAUGAUCCGUCAUUUAAUCGCGCCAAUUACAGAUUAAAUAUACGUUCUUUUUUUAAAUUGUCAAUGAAACAAUGAUUUUGUAUUGCCAUAUUACGCGUGUGCGUAUUGACUUUUUGUGUUUUGUUUUGUGAUAAUUUUGUGAUAGCGAGUGAUGCCAAGUGGAUAUGCUAGUGAUAAUGUUAACUGUUUAUGGGAUUGGAUUGCACGUUGUAUCGGAACCUAUGAAAAUAAAUCAUGGCAAACGAUCGGAGCAAUGGGACACUUAAACGUGCAACGAACAAAUUUAAACUGAAGUCACAUUGCAAAUAAUGCUAAGUUAUAAGGGGUGAUAUUGUGUAGUGAUGGAUGAAUAAUCGCGGUGAUGGGGUGUGGCCAGAGUAAAAUAAAUUUGUACCCGAGGCGGAACAAAAACGGUGGGAAAGGAAAUAGUGCCAAAAAAUCAGGCGCUACAGAAAAGGAGACAGAUGAAGAGGAAGGCAGGACUGGAGCCCAGGAUGAGGCUGAGGAAGAAUCCGACCACGGCAAGCACAUCCUGCCGCUCACCAACCAUCCACCGACUGUUGAAGCAUCGGCUAGCAUGCAGGACUUCUUCAAAAUGUUGGAUGAAAAAAUUGAAAAGGGCAAAGACUACGACUCAUCGAGUGAAACUGAAGUACAGAUAGAAAAAGAAAGGCGAAAACGUUUAAUAGACCAAUGGCGAUCUGCGUCGCAGUCCACACAGUCCUCACAAUCACAGCCCAGUCCGCCCACGCCGGCCAGACGACGGCUGCACAGACCGAUGCCACCCCAGCCUCCAGAACGCCAGAACAGCCCUGGAAGCGUGAGACGUUGCUAUCGGCAACAACACGUCCCCGAAGGCAUGUCUCCACCGCCGCGUCGGUCACACAGCGCCCAAUCGCACCACCCGCCGGACCCUCGCCAUAUAAACGGAGAAAACUGGCAAGACCCGACUAAAUCACCCGUCAAACGGUCUCAAAGCGCCGGUGCCAACUGGAAAAACAACCCAAAGGUCGCACCGUAUCAGAAGCCAAAGAAGAACGAAGUCAACGAAAGCCAAAGAGCCGUGCAAAAAGACAUGGACAUAUCAGUGUCUCAGUCUGUUGAUGCUAGUCAAGAUUCCCAAAUCACGUACAAUCCAACAUUCCAAACACACAGCCCAGCGCAUUCGGCGAAAUCACAGCAGCCGUACAUCACUCAAAUUUUAAGCUACCCCAUGUCGCAACAAGUGACUCCACCUUCGCCACCAAAAUACAUUGCUCCGCCGGAAGAAUACCAAGAUCCACAAAGUAAUACAGUUGAUAAUAAGUACAAUAAUUCGAACCAAAAAACGACGCCAGUGACACAAAUGAAUACUCAGUCACAUAUAUAUUAUAUUCACGGUAACGCUGCAACGAACGUGUCCCAAGAUUUAGCGCAGCAGAGGCAACAGACUGCUAUACAUUUACAGCAGUACGUAGCAAUGAAACAGGCGCAGCAGCAGAUGUUUUCGUAUUUACAGCGUGGACCACAUACAGUGUUUCCCAACGUUGAUUAUUCACAAAUACCUCAUCGAACGUACGAGGGUGAAGAAUACGUACAUCCCCCAUAUGCGCAUGGCCACCCAGCAAUGCGACCGCAUAGUGCGCCGACUCCCGUAGGAGUCGUCAGGCCUAUGGCAGUCGCACCAGGAUUCGCUCCACUCCCUGACGGCUCUCACAUGGUUCAAAUGCCCAUGUACAUGCACAUGCCUCCCGUCGUAUCGACUAUGGGACCCUGGAUUCCAGGACAGGGGCCCGAGAUGCAAUACUACCCGCAAUCGCCAUUCAUGCCCAUGUACCGGCCCAACUCCGCGGGAUCAGCCGGGACGUUAACUAGAUACCAAAAGAAGGAGACAAUUGAGACUGAUGGAAAGAACGUGUGCCAAAGUAUAAACCUGGUGAGACAGAAGCAGAUCGGGCAGAUAGUAUCGGUGCCGGGGCAGGAGCUGACGGUGUGCAACAACCCGAGCGACAGCCCGAGCUCCGCGUCGGUGAGCACGGACAGCGGCGUGUCGCCCGGGAACAGCGCACCCAGCUCUGUGCCCAAGUGCCCCGGCUUCGGUGCCAUGACGACAGACUCUUACACGAAUUCGGUAGAUAAUAAGAGCAAGAAAGUGAAAUCAGUGCCGUUCUCAACGCGAUCGCUGAAAAAUUCUAAAAGUUUAGAUUCUUAGCGCAAGUUUGUAAUUAUGUAGAUUUUCUAAGUGUACCUAGCGCCUAGUCAAUAUGUAUAGUAAAUUUUAGAUUCAACACCGCUUAUCAUUGUAUAGUAAAGUGAGCAUUUUUCAUCAGUGGGUGUAAUUAAUUUAAUCGAGCUAAAUAAAAGUGAAUCAAGAAAAAUGGAGCGUGAAGACGAAAAUUAUGUUCUUGGAGAGGUCCUAGAAGACAAACCAAAGGCAACAUAUCAGCAAAGGAGGCUGCACGCAGCUUCAGAUUCCUGUCAAAUAGGGAAAUAGUGCUAUAUAGUACAGACAUUCUUAUUAUUCCAGCAGCUGUGGUAUCUAAUAUCUAGGAGUGAUUUGCCUUGACAUGCAGCUGCGGUUAGGAUAGUUGCUGGGACUCGGAACUACUAGGAACGGGAACGGACUAGGAACCACAUCCAAGGAACUAAUGUUUAUUCGAUCACUCUUAAUCGAUGUCGUAAGACUUUCAUUUCAAAUUCCACUUCUCGUGAAUUCUGUGAUUAUAAUUUCCAUUACUUCUAUGCGUGAUUUUUGUUUGAAACGGGUAAAUUAUUAUUAUUUAUUGACGUAAUUAUUUAAUAGGUGUAAUUCUAUCUAAAUAUAUGUUUAGAUAAAGACAUGUAAGUGGUACUUUGAUGUGCCGAACGAUGCAUUUUAAAUUAUCCAUUAAUAAAAAUAAUAAUGAGUA
Molecule: messenger RNA, 2947 nt
Organism: Colias croceus (clouded yellow)
Lineage: Eukaryota; Metazoa; Arthropoda; Insecta; Lepidoptera; Pieridae
Gene: tow
Exons: 5
Coding region: 421-2250 (609 amino acids)
Source: RefSeq, a predicted model, not a curated record